AUGUUCACCCUUCCCCUGGUCAUUGCUCUCCUGAGCCAGUCGGUCAUCAUCGCCGCCGCUCCGAUCCAGGCCCGUGAUAACCUUGACGACAUCGAGUCUGCUCUGGCUCCCGUUUCUCAGUCUCUGGCCCAGGUUGAUGCUGCCGUCCUUGCUCUCGAUGGCGGCCCGGUCACUGCCAACAACCUCCUCGUCCUUGCUCAGCAAACCGAGGCCACUACCAACCAGGCUACCUUCCAGAUUCAGCAAUCUGGCAGCCUGGGUGCCAUCAGAGCUGCCAGACUUCGCCGCAUUACGGGUGGCCUGACUGAUCAGACGACCACCACUGUCAAUGAUCUGGUCUCCCGGAAGCCUGUGCUUGACAACCUUGGCGUGAGCAACGUCGCCUUGGACUCCCUUCAGCGACAGAAGAUUUCUACCAUGGCCCUUGCUGCUGCUCUUGAGGAGAAGGUCCCCAGAAUCGGACAGAGAAUCGCCGAGGAGGAUAGAGUUCAGAUUGAGAGCGUUCUCGACAGUGGCAUCGCCGCUUAUGCCCAGCCCGGCGUCCAGGCAGUCCCUGUCGCCGUAGUCCCUGCUACUGCUCCGGCUGCGGCUCCUGCUCCGGCUCCUGCUGCUCCGGCUCCUUCACCUGCCCCGGGAAUCGUCAUUCCCGCUGCAGGAUCGGUCGCUCCUCUUCCUGCUCAGGGUAACCUUCCGGCUACUCCCCCUGCCGCGGUGGUCCCUGUUCCUCCCGCUGCGGUCCCGGCUCCUCCUGCUGCUGCCCCUCCCGCCGCUGCUCCUGCUCCGGCUCCCCCGGCGGCUGCUCCUGCUCCCCCCGCCGCAGCACCCGCUGAUCCGGCUGCCGCUCCUGCCGCUCCAGCCGCGCCCGCUGCUCCUGCAGCGCAGCCUGCCGCCGAGCAACCCGCCGCCGAGCAGCCCUGGCCUGAGGCUGGACAGCCUGCCGCUGCUCCGGCUGCUGUCCCCGCUGCUGCCCCGGCCCCUGCCCCGGCUGUCCCUGUCGCGAUGAUUCCGACUGCCAACACCCCUGCCCCCGUUUCGGCCGUUGAGGCUGACGAGGAGUAA
This is a messenger RNA of Colletotrichum karsti, 1059 nucleotides long. RefSeq names its product cell wall protein. The record is from RefSeq and is a predicted model, not a curated record. The transcript has a single exon. Gene Ontology annotation, cellular component: extracellular region. The coding region runs from base 1 to 1059 and encodes 352 amino acids. Lineage: Eukaryota; Fungi; Ascomycota; Sordariomycetes; Glomerellales; Glomerellaceae.